GCUGCUUCUCUGGUGUGACGCAGAAAUGUGACGUAUACACAGCCGGAAGCUACCCAGAGCGCACGCGUCCUGGCUGGAGGCACCAGUGAAAGAUGGAGCUUCAGUCCCACAGGACAGAAACAGUGAAGGAGGGAAGAGAGAGACAGAGGGAAGGAGAGGGGGAGGAUGGAGUGACUGCAGGAGGAGGAGGAGGGGGAAAGAAGGCAGGCAUGAAGAGGAGACAUGAGGAAGAAGAGGAUGAAGAGGAGACCUCACCCACCAAGAAGCAGGUGCCUGAUCACAGUGUGAAGGUGGCCAGUCACUACAACAGUCUGCAGGAAGUUGGUCUGGCUGCUCGAAGUCGAAGCAGAAUCUUCUUCAUGAGGAACUUUAACAACUGGCUGAAGAGCGUCUUGAUUGGUGAGAUCCUGGAGCAGGUGCGAGGGGCGGAGCCUCAGCAGAUAUCUGUGUUGGACCUUGGCUGUGGGAAAGGAGGAGACCUCCUGAAGUGGAGGAGAGGCGGGAUCAAUCACCUAGUCUGUGCAGAUAUAGCAGCAGUGUCGGUGGAGCAGUGUCAGAGUCGUUACGAAGACAUGAAGAGGAAAAGUCACGCUAACGAGAAGAUCUUCAGCGCUCAGUUUAUCACCGCAGACUGUUCCAAGGUAGAGCUGCAGAACACAGAUCAGUUUAUCACCGCAGACUGUUCCAAGGUAGAGCUGCAGAACACAGAUCAGUUUAUCACCGCAGACUGUUCCAAGGAGGUUUUGUCAGAGAAGCUGGAUCACCCUGAGCUGAUGUUUGACGUCUGCAGUUGUCAGUUUGUUUAUCAUUACUCAUUUGAGAGUGAACAGAAGGCUGACAUGAUGCUGAGAAAUGCCUGCGAGCGUCUGAAACCCGGAGGUUACUUUAUUGGAACGACACCAGACGCCUUCGAACUCAUUAAACGUUUGGAAGCAUCGGAUUCUCUGACGUUUGGUAACGAGGUUUUCAAAGUUUCCUUUCAGUCCAAAGGUUCGUAUCCUCUGUUCGGAUGUCAGUAUCACUUCAGCCUUGAGGAUGUGGUCGACGUUCCAGAGUUCCUCGUCUACUUUCCUCUUUUUGAACACAUGGCAAAGCGUUACAACAUGCGUCUGGUGAUGAAGCAGAGAUUCUCUGAGUUCUCUGAGGAGAAAGUGAAGAAAGAGCAUCAUCGCAGCCUCAUGAUGAAAAUGAUGGCUCUGGAGCCGUUUCCUUGUGAGGACGGAGGUCGACAGGCUACAGACAGCAGAGGAGAGUACUGCCAUGCUAAAGACCACAGCAGCAGAGCUGGAGUCAGAUUACCACUGGGCACUCUAAGCAGAUCUGAGUGGGAAGCAACCAGUAUCUACCUGGUGUUUGUGUUCCAGAAGAUGUGUUGAUCCUGAAAACAAAGUCUUAUUGUUUGACUCGUGAAAUUACCUGCUGCUCAUCAGCUCACCUGUUCUCCAUCUUGUGUGCGUACAGUGUUUACCUGUUUUCUUUUGAAAUCAGUUUUUGAUAAAGUAUGAACUGUUUAAGUUUGUUGAAAUGAAUAAAAACUAAAUUUAAAGUAA
Molecule: messenger RNA, 1550 nt
Organism: Seriola aureovittata
Lineage: Eukaryota; Metazoa; Chordata; Actinopteri; Carangiformes; Carangidae
Gene: rnmt
Product: RNA (guanine-7-) methyltransferase
Exons: 11
Coding region: 93-1376 (427 amino acids)
Biological process (GO): 7-methylguanosine mRNA capping
Cellular component (GO): nucleus
Molecular function (GO): mRNA 5'-cap (guanine-N7-)-methyltransferase activity
Source: RefSeq, a predicted model, not a curated record